AAAAACUCUCCGCCGUUAUUCAAAACAAGCUCCCAAACCUUUUCACCCAAGACAUCAUCCGGCAAUAAAUCGCACCCGUGGAAUUGACUCUCGCGACGUCGCUGCCAAGCCAACCCGCGAGAGACCACGUUCCCUCGAUAACCCCCCCCCCACAAUGGCUUCCCGGCCUCGCCGUUCGGCGGCCAAGAAGGCCCAAGAGCAGAUUACUGACUGGGCCGACAGCGAGCGAAACAGCAGCAUGUCAACCCGUACUCGCCGCUCAGAGGGCCGCACCUCAGGUGUUUCCCGCGGCCCGCCGUCUUCUCCCGGAAGCGAGCACCUGAAUCUCACUGUCAAGGUGCCAGCCAACAAGCUUCGUGAAGCCACCAGCAGGGGAAGGAACUCGACGGGGAACAGCAUCUCAGUUAAUAGCAGGGUCUCAUAUGGUAGUGAGAUUGUCGCCGGCAGACGCAACCGUGGUCCCAAGAAGAGCUACGUUGUUGAGUCUGAUAGCGAUGAGGAAGAUGAUGACGACGAGAUGGAGGAGCCUGAUGCCGAUGCCGACGAGGUUGACAUGGAUGUCGAUGCUGAGGGCGAAGAGGAAGACGCUGAUGGUGACAUUGACAUGGACACCCCUGCUGCUGCCACCAUCAAGAUUUCUUUGCCCAAGGACGAUGACGAGGACGAGGAGGACGCCGAAGGCGAAGAGGAAGAUGCCGAGGGCGAGGAAGACGACGCUGAAGGCGAGGAGGAAGAGAUUGAGGUCGCCGAUGAGACGGCGCAGCCGGAUGCUGAGGGCGAAGAGCUUGACAGUGAACUCGGCAGUCGCGAAGGAACUCCUGACUUGACAAAGAUGACAAGGAGGCAACGUGCCCGCUUCGAGGAUGAGCCACAGCAGUACAUGAAGCUUUCGGAUGAGGUUCAAGCGAAGAAGGUGUUCACAGCGGAAGAGCUGUCGAUGAGAAGGCUUGAGAUGGCCCGUCGACGACGAAACUUGUCCGACAAGCGCAACGAAGAAGUCAAGAUGGAAACCAUCAACAAACUGCUGAAGAAGCAGGCCCCUAAGACCAAGGGCAAAGGCGUCGGCGAUGACACGCCCAGCAGCGAGUCGCAGAAGCCUGACGUCGCGUUUGUCCGCUGGGUUAACUCCAAGAAGGGCAGCGUGGUUGCAGUGCCGGAGGAGAUGCUCGGAGGACCGACAGGCAAGGUAUUUGUGCCCGGGGGUCUGAAAUCCGGCAAGAUGGUGGAGGAGGUUGCAUAGUCGGGUUGAUGGGCAUGGGGAUCUGCCAGAAAGGGUAUGAUACCCUCCCUACCAGAAAAGUCACAAUGAAGAAGCACCUUGUAGUGAGCGACGCUCGGUAUUGUUGUA
Molecule: messenger RNA, 1348 nt
Organism: Colletotrichum navitas
Lineage: Eukaryota; Fungi; Ascomycota; Sordariomycetes; Glomerellales; Glomerellaceae
Product: PAPA-1-like conserved region-domain-containing protein
Exons: 4
Coding region: 155-1240 (361 amino acids)
Biological process (GO): chromatin remodeling
Cellular component (GO): Ino80 complex
Source: RefSeq, a predicted model, not a curated record